AUGUCCGAAGCCCUCUGUCUGAAGUCCCAUCCGGUUUAUAUCCUUGUCGUCUACUUCUUCUUGAUCACCCUUCUUAUUGCCAUUGUCUCUGUCGCUGCCCCAAAUGUUCUGCGCUUACAUCAAAUAUAUCGGUCAAUCACAAUACAUCCUUUCUAUCAUCGCAGCCACUGGUUCCAUCUCUCAUUGCGCCGCCGGAAGCAACUGAUCGCCAAGAACCCCUACACAGUCUGUAUCACCUCGCCCAAUGGUCUCGCAGUUUGUCUUGUUGUCACAGACGAUACAACUGCGGGCGAUAUCUUGCAGCUCCUUAUUGGCAAGAGACUCGUCCCUGGCAUUUCUUCUCAGAGCGUGCAUCUCACCUCUGCGCUGCACACCGACAAUCAUCACUCGGGUCGACUCAACCCCUCAACCAAAAUGGGCGAACUUGAUAUGGACGACUCAUCUCACACUCAUGUGCGAUGCUUAUCGCUCGCAAUUCCGCCUUCCCGCGUCCCUUUCCGUCCUCAACGCACACCUAGAAGAAACAAGACUUUUCGUCGCGCCCCUACUCUGUCCACGAAGAGGAACCAGUCUGUCGCGAGCACUGAGAACAAGUCGCCGACCCGUCCUCGACAGCCAUUACGAUGCCUGAGGAACGAAGACCAGUCCAUGGACCUCUUCAGCUCAGACUUCUCCGGCCUAGAACAUCCAGUAAAUCAAAUGACCAAGUGUUUCGGUAUUCUUCCGGAAUAA
Molecule: messenger RNA, 732 nt
Organism: Stereum hirsutum FP-91666 SS1
Lineage: Eukaryota; Fungi; Basidiomycota; Agaricomycetes; Russulales; Stereaceae
Exons: 5
Coding region: 1-732 (243 amino acids)
Source: RefSeq, a predicted model, not a curated record